AUGAUGAUCUACACCUAUUCGGGCUUGUUCUGUGUAUUCAUCAACCCGUACAAACUUCUGCCAAUCUAUACGGAUUCGGUGGUUGCCAUGUACGUGAAUAAACGACGAACCGAAAUGCCACCACAUCUCUUCGCCAUCUCCGAUGAGGCCUACAGAAAUAUGGUGACCGACCACGAAAACCAAUCGAUGUUGAUCACUGGCGAAUCCGGUGCUGGGAAAACGGAGAACACAAAGAAAGUAAUCGCGUAUUUCGCAAAAAUCGGAGCACCGACGAAGAAAGUAACGGAAAAGAAGGCCGUACGAUUUGAGAACAUACCAGAAGCUUCACUAGAAAAUCAGGUGGUGCAAGCGAACCCGGCCAUUGAGGCUUUUGGUAACGGAGCGACAGUAAGGUGA
Messenger RNA from Cooperia oncophora, 396 nucleotides. The record is from the annotation of a GenBank genome assembly. NCBI's taxonomy places the organism in Eukaryota, Metazoa, Nematoda, Chromadorea, Rhabditida, Trichostrongylidae.